CAGCACCAAAGAGGCAACACAGACGACUGGAGAAAGUUGGACCUAACGGCAGCAACUAGCAUCACUGGACUUACACUUCAAGAAUUAAGACAGAGUCAAGGAAGAGAACUGGGGAUGUGAUAAAGAUACCAGACCCAAGCGAGCAGAAGUCAACUUCCUACCAAACUUUCCCCAAGCAAAGGAUCCUUCAAGCCUUGACCAGUUGAGGCAAGCAAUUGUUGAAGAAGUCAAGAAGGCUGAGAAGAACCUGCCCCUCAUUAGAAAGUUGAUGGAGACCACAUUUCCCCUGCGCAGACAAACCAUAGUGAUGUCCUGCCCACCAGUGAAGGAGCUCUUGGACCUCUGGCCUGCUCUAAAAAUGGAGUCUGAGUUGUAUGCAGAGUUUAUACGGAUUACAAAUCAGAACCUGCCCAGUACAUUCUACGCUGAACUUGACCGCCAUAUUCCUCGACUGAUGACCUUAUUCAGACAGAAGGCAUCAAAAACUGGGAAGACAGCAGAUGCCCUGGCUGAAAUUCUAAGAAUUCACGAUGAACAGGACAUCCAUGAUAUCCACACCAAGCGCACUACCGUUCUCCACGCCCUUCCUGUCUAUCUGCGUGAGGAUGUCUCUGGAUUUUUCAGAACCUGCACUGACGAAUCUGAUGAGUUGGAGCUUGAUGGUGUUGAAGUGGCCCUCUUCACUGUCAUCAGUGACCAUGACACGACAAGUCCAGUUCACUACCAACCUGUGAAAAUCUCUGUCGUCAUUGAAAGUGAUGCCGUGGUCAGUCUCCCCAGAUUUGGUGAAGCCUUCCUGGUAAUGUUUGGACUGAUCUAUGCACUUCACCUCAGCUACCCCAAAGCCCUGACCAACACUUUAGAAUUUACUCAAAAGAUUUUACUUGGUCUAGAAAGUGGUAAACUGUCACCCAGGUUACAGACCCUCAAGAAUGACUUGGUUAUGUAGGAACUCAUCUGAAAGAAGGAUGCAGGGUAAAGCAUUAUAAAAGGCUAGUUCAAAGUUCUCUCCUUUUAUCUAAAUAAUGCCUCAAAACGUUAUUGCAUUACUC
Molecule: messenger RNA, 1052 nt
Organism: Oreochromis aureus
Lineage: Eukaryota; Metazoa; Chordata; Actinopteri; Cichliformes; Cichlidae
Exons: 6
Coding region: 269-949 (226 amino acids)
Source: RefSeq, a predicted model, not a curated record